Molecule: messenger RNA, 1126 nt
Organism: Trichogramma pretiosum
Lineage: Eukaryota; Metazoa; Arthropoda; Insecta; Hymenoptera; Trichogrammatidae
Gene: Gtpx
Product: probable phospholipid hydroperoxide glutathione peroxidase
Exons: 5
Coding region: 201-776 (191 amino acids)
Biological process (GO): response to oxidative stress
Molecular function (GO): glutathione peroxidase activity
Source: RefSeq, a predicted model, not a curated record
UCGCGCAGCCGCUGCCUCCGUUGUCGCGCCGCUAUAUUGUACCGAGUGGCAUUAGUUUGCGACCAGACGCUUCGAGCCACGCACCUACUAGCAUCCGCAAAAGAGAUCUGUGAUCCGUCUUUUCUACAAACGUUUGAGAUCGCAUCGCAGGAAUUGAGAUAAAUUAAAGAGAGAAAGAGAAAAAAGCUCAAUUAGAAGGAAUGCGUUUUUUAAGGCCCACCCUCGUGCCGAUCGGACUUCAAACUUUAUUUCGAAAUUUCUCAGCAGUCAUGAGCGGAAACGAAGAUUACAAAUCUGCCAAGUCGGUCUACGACUUUACGGUCAACGACAUCAAGGGACAGCCCGUCUCUAUGGAAAAAUACAAGGGCCAUGUCCUGCUGAUCGUCAACGUCGCGUCCAAGUGCGGACUGACCGAAAACAACUACAAGCAGUUGAACGAGCUCCACGACAAGUACGCCGAGUCCAAGGGUCUGAGGAUCCUGGCCUUCCCCUGCAAUCAGUUCAACGGCCAAGAGCCCGGCAGCCCCGAGGAAAUCUGCAGCUUUGCCGCUCGUAAAAGCGUUAAAUUCGACUUGUUCGAGAAGAUCGACGUGAACACCGAUACGACCCACCCGCUGUGGAAGUACUUGAAGAAGGAGCAGGGAGGCACUCUUGGCAACUUCAUCAAAUGGAACUUCACCAAGUUCAUCGUCAACAAAGAGGGUAAGGUCGUCGAGAGACACGGACCCAACACCGAUCCCAUGGACCUCGCUGUACAUCUCGAAAAGUACUUUUAAGAUCUCAGCCGCCUUUCUUUAUUGAAAUGUUCUGCGUUGGUUGUAUUUAUAUCUUGUGAUACGCACUACUCUCUCUUUAUAUACGACAAUAUAUUCUCCGUUUUUCACUCCUUGUCUCUCUCUCUCUCUCUCUUUCUCGAUCGUACGAGUAACGCACGAGCGAAAGUUUAUCAAGUCAGCUUCAUAUUAUUAUGUUCGUAGCCACGCUUAUACGAAGUUGAAUAAAUUCAACGAGUUCGACGUUUCAAAAGCUGCUUAUUUUUCCAAAGACGUAUACGUUUUUUCUCUUUGUAUCGAUUAUCUUUUUUGUAUUAUAUUCACAAAUAAAACAACUUUUUAUUCAUUUAAAA